UCUCCUAUCUUUUCAUAAAAACUAUUUCAAACUUUAAUUUUUUUUUCUUAGUGUUUUUUGUAUUGAUCCAAUCUAUGGCUGCAACUACGGCAGGGAGCCAUGGGGAGCAGAUACCGCCAGGAAAGACCAUGACAACGGAGCAACACAUACUGGAUAAAGGUGCUCAAAUGCUGCAGUCUUUGAAACCAAUUAAGCAAAUGAAUCAACAUGUUUGCACUUUUGCACUCUACAAUCAUGACAUGAAUCGACAAAUUGAAACUCAUCAUUAUGUCACACGACUCAAUCAGGAUUUUCUACAAUGUGCUGUUUACGAUUCUGAUCAUUCCACCGCCCGACUUAUCGGAGUGGAGUAUAUAGUAUCUGAUCGUAUCUUUGAAACCUUGCCUAAAGAAGAACAGAAACUUUGGCACUCUCAUGCUUACGAGGUAAAAUCAGGAUUGUGGGUGAAUCCUAGGGUUCCAGAGAUGGUAGUGAAAAAAGAUCUUGAUAAUUUUGCAAAAACGUAUGGAAAAUUCUGGUGCACAUGGCAAACAGAUAGAGGCGAUAAGCUACCAGUUGGGCCACCAUCACUGAUGAUGUCUCCACAGGCGGUGAAUUUGGGGAUGGUGAAGCCAGAGCUAAUCCAGAAGAGAGAUGACAGGUACAAUAUGUCGACUGAUGCAAUCAAGAGAACGAGGCUGGAGAUAGCGGAGCCAGAGUGGAUUAAUCCUGAGGCGGAUUACUGGAAACAGCAUGGCAAAUGCUUUGAGAUCCAUGUUGAGGAUGUAGAAAUGAAGAAGAUAGCUCCUUUUCCAUAGAUCAAAGAGUGCAUGCUAGCUAGCAGAUUAAUAAGUCAAAGAUUUUGACAUUAUAUAUACUAGUCUUGUUUCUCUUUUUCGGUUUUGUAAAAUAACAACGAAUAUGUUUUUACUUUGACGUAUGUUUCUAUUUAA
Messenger RNA from Solanum tuberosum (potato), 932 nucleotides. RefSeq lists its product as uncharacterized. The record is from RefSeq and is a predicted model, not a curated record. The transcript has 4 exons. The coding region runs from base 75 to 797 and encodes 240 amino acids. NCBI's taxonomy places the organism in Eukaryota, Viridiplantae, Streptophyta, Magnoliopsida, Solanales, Solanaceae.